Molecule: messenger RNA, 2568 nt
Organism: Aspergillus clavatus NRRL 1
Lineage: Eukaryota; Fungi; Ascomycota; Eurotiomycetes; Eurotiales; Aspergillaceae
Product: coatomer subunit beta'
Exons: 6
Coding region: 1-2568 (855 amino acids)
Biological process (GO): endoplasmic reticulum to Golgi vesicle-mediated transport; intra-Golgi vesicle-mediated transport; retrograde vesicle-mediated transport, Golgi to endoplasmic reticulum
Cellular component (GO): COPI vesicle coat
Molecular function (GO): protein binding; structural molecule activity
Source: RefSeq, a predicted model, not a curated record
AUGAGAUUGGAUGUCAAGAGACAGCUUUUUGCCCGCUCCGAGCGGGUAAAGGGCAUUGACUUCCAUCCUACGGAGCCAUGGAUCCUGACGACUUUGUAUAGUGGUCAUGUAUACAUUUGGUCAUACGAGACACAGUCUAUUAUCAAAACCUUCGAACUCACUGAUGUUCCUGUACGAGCGGGUCGUUUCAUCGCCCGCAAGAACUGGAUUGUUUGCGGUUCCGACGAUUUCCAACUUCGCGUGUACAACUACAAUACCUCCGAGAAGAUUGCCUCGUUCGAGGCGCAUCCGGACUACAUUCGGUCGAUCGCUGUCCACCCUUCGCAACCGUUCGUUCUCACCGCUUCCGAUGACAUGACGAUCAAAUUAUGGGAUUGGGAGAAAGGUUGGAAGUGCGUUCAGGUGUAUGAAGGUCAUAGCCAUUAUGUCAUGGGCCUGGCUAUCAACCCGAAGGACACCAAUACAUUCGCAUCAGCAUGUUUGGAUCGCACCGUGAAGAUCUGGAGCCUGGGCUCCCCUCAUGCCAAUUUUACACUGGAGGCCCACGAAACCAAGGGUGUGAACCAUGUCGACUACUAUCCCCAAGCCGACAAACCAUAUCUUCUCACAACUUCCGAUGAUAGAACCGUCAAGGUCUGGGACUACACGACAAAAGCACUCAUUGCAACUCUGGAGGGACACACAAGCAAUGUCUCAUUCGCCUGUUACCACCCAGAGUUGCCGGUCAUCAUCUCGGGAUCCGAGGAUGGUACUAUCAAGCUCUGGCACGCAAACACAUACAGAUUGGAGCAAUCCUUGAGCUAUGGUCUGGAGAGGGCUUGGUGUGUUGCAUAUCAACGCGGCAGACAAGGAAUCGCUAUGGGUUUUGAUGACGGUGCGGUGGUCGUCAAGAUGGGCAGGGAAGAACCUGCUGUGUCUAUGGAUGGGUCUGGCAAGAUUGUAUGGGCAAGGCACAACGAAGUUGUGUCGACGGUCAUCAAGGGCGGUGACCCUACCAUCAAGGAUGGCGCACCGCUGUCCCUCCCCACAAAGGAUCUAGGAUCAUGCGAAAUCUAUCCGCAAACACUAUCACAUUCCCCCAACGGACGGUUCGUGUCGGUUUGCGGUGACGGCGAAUAUAUCAUUUAUACUGCUCUUGCUUGGAGAAACAAGGCUUUCGGGCAGGCCCUGGACUUCGCAUGGGGUUCCAAGGACAACAGCAACGACUACGCUAUCCGCGAGUCACCCACCAGUGUCAAGAUCUUCAAGAACUUCAAGGAAGUUAGUGGGGGCCUCGAUGUGGGAUUCCAGGCCGAGGGUCUUACGGACGGCGUGCUUCUGGGUGUGAAGGGUCAGGGAGGAAUUGGCAUGUUUGACUGGGAAACCGGAAACCUGGUCCGACGCAUCGAAGUUGAGCCCAAAGCUGUGUAUUGGUCCGAAUCUGGAGAGCUGGUCACUCUCGCCUGUGAGGAUACCUUCUAUGUUCUCCGCUACUCGAGGGAAAACUACAUCAACGGCCUGAAUGCGGGUGAAGCUGAUGAAGAUGGUGUCGAGUCCGCUUUCGAGGUUGUUACCGAUAUCAACGAGUCUGUCAGAACGGGCCAGUGGGUCGGAGAUUGCUUUAUCUACACGAAUUCGACGAACCGCUUAAAUUACCUCGUGGGUGACCAAACCUACACCAUCUCUCACUUUGACCAGGGAAUGUAUGUCCUCGGUUAUCUGCCUCGUGAUGGCCGCAUCUAUCUUGCCGACAAAGAUGUCAAUGUUGUCUCUUUUGGCUUGUCUUUGAGCAUGGUUGAGUAUCAGACCGUGGUACUGCGCGGCGACAUGGACAUGGCUGCGGAGCUGCUGAAGGAUGUUCCUCAGGAUCAGAUGAACAAAGUGGCGCGUUUCCUUGAAGGCCAAGGCUACAAGGAGAUGGCUCUGGAGGUGGCUACCGAUCCAGAGCACCGCUUUGAGCUUGCUCUCUCGUUGAACAGCCUCGAUACGGCCCUUGAGAUUGCCCGCGAAGCGAAUGUUGAACAUAAAUGGAAGAUCGUCGGCGACGCUGCCAUGGCAGCAUGGAACCUCGCUCUCGCCCAGGAAUGUUUCACCAAUGCCAAGGAUUUCGGAUCUCUCCUCCUCCUGCAAACUGCCAGCGGCAACCGGGAGGGUCUCCGACAGCUGGCUGAACAAGCCUCUGAAGCCGGCCUCCACAACGUCGCUUUCUCCACUUUGUGGUCCCUUGGAGAUAUUGACGGCUGCAUUGACCUGCUUGUGCGGACAAACCGCCUCGCGGAAGCCGCACUGUUCGCGCAGACCUACAAGCCAUCGCGGGCCCCCGAACUCGUUGUCCAAUGGAAGGCAUCACUUGAGCAGGCCGGGAAAACCAAGAUCGCCCGCCUCAUCGGCGUGCCCCCCGGGGCUCCAGAUAAUGUAGCGACGGACGACGACCUGUUCCCAGAGUGGGACGAGUACAUCCGGUUGGAGAAGGAGGGCGGUGCCCCCGAGCCGCCAUCGUCGGAAUCCCUGAUCGAUAUCGAUGCAGACGAUGAGGAGACUGCCGAGACAGCGGAGAACGGUGCGCCAGAGGUUGAAGCGGAGGCUUAG